AAAGGGGAGUGAAAGGUGGAAUAUGUAGCAGACACAGAGUUUCAAGGAUUACUACCUACCUUCAUGGCUUGUUAUAGAAAUCCUCCAGCACUUGUUUUCUUUCUGUUUAUAUUCGCUACCGUUUCUCAUGCACAACUAUCUCCAUCUUUCUAUGCUACAACGUGUUCUUCAGCUGCUGAUAUUGUACAAUCUGCGGUUCGUAGCGCGAUAAAUAGGGAUAAGGGAACAGGAGCAAGACUCAUUCGGUUAUUCUUCCAUGACUGUUUUGUUGUUGGAUGUGACGCUGGGGUCUUAUUAGAUGCUAAUCUUCCUAGUAUUGAUAGUGAGAAAAACUCUAUUUCCAACGAGAACUCUCUGGGAGGGUUCGAUUUGAUUGACAAGAUCAAGACUGCACUAGACAAAGCAUGUCCAGGGCCCGUCGUCUCAUGUUCAGAUAUUAUCGCCAUUGCAGCACGUGAUUCAGUCGUUGAGUUGGGAGGUACUAGAUGGGAAGUACCACUAGGAAGAAGGGAUGCAAGGACUGCAGAUAGAAACGAAGCAGAUAAUCUACCAUCUCCAUUCUCAGAUCUUCAAGUUCUCAUAAAGAAUUUUACUGAUAAAGGAUUUACGGCUAAAGAAAUGGUAGUUCUAUCAGGAGCUCAUUCUGUUGGUGUGGCACGCUGUUCAUUAUUUCGCAACCAUUUGUACAACGGAACAAAUGUUGAAGUAACUGCUGCAAAUGACAGAAAAUCUAAAUGUCCUUCCGCUGGCGGAGACGAUAAUUUAUCUAAUUUGGAUCAUCAAAGUCCAAACCGAUUCGGUAACAAUUAUUAUCAAGCACUUAUUAAGAGGAGGGGUUUGAUGCAUUCUGAUCAAGAACUUUUUAAUGGUGGUUCUACUGAUGAUUUCGUGAAGACAUACAGUCAGGAUUCUCAAGCUUUCUUUGCCGACUUCGGGAAUGCAAUGAUUAAAUUGGGUAACCUUAAUACUCUUACAGGAAACAAGGGUGAGAUCAGAACAAAUUGUAGAAAAAUAAACUAAGGGGAUAUAUAUAUAUCAUCUGAUCAGAAUCACUACGUGUACUUUUAACUACUGCUCUUAUUAUAAAACAAUGGGUUUUACUAUAUAUUAUACUAGGAUAUGACCCGUGCCGUAACGGCACGGGCUGUGGUUUGAAAUGUUUGCUUCACUUGUUCGAUUAGUUAUAUUAUUGUAAAUCAUACUCAUUAGGAGUUCAAUGUGUAAUAAAACAUUAUUAUUGUGACGAUUUCGUAAUACUAUGAAUUUGUAUCAUGUAUGUUACUUUA
This is a messenger RNA of Papaver somniferum (opium poppy), 1286 nucleotides long. Its product is annotated as cationic peroxidase 1-like. Gene Ontology annotation, molecular function: peroxidase activity; heme binding. The transcript has 3 exons. Gene Ontology annotation, biological process: response to oxidative stress; hydrogen peroxide catabolic process. The record is from RefSeq and is a predicted model, not a curated record. NCBI's taxonomy places the organism in Eukaryota, Viridiplantae, Streptophyta, Magnoliopsida, Ranunculales, Papaveraceae. Bases 64 to 1020 code for a protein of 318 amino acids.